AUUACAGGGCCAUGAGCCGAGAGCGCCUUGCCUGCUUCUCUAUGCAAGGCAGGGAGAAAGUUUCAUGGCAUAAACCCUAAGGUGACGUUGGUGGUGGUCCAGCCUCCUCCGGGGAGAAGAAGAAGAAGCCCUCCUGAUUCUCUCUCGGGGAAACUUGCAAGAGGCAAGGCCGGAGAGGAUUCCGAGUUGGCUUGGGUGAGCAAAGCCUCCAGAGACUUUUGCCACCAUGGACUGGAAGACGUUGCAAGGCUUGCUGAGCGGCGUGAACAAGUAUUCCACGGCUUUUGGGCGCAUCUGGCUCUCGGUGGUCUUUGUCUUCCGGGUCCUGGUUUACGUAGUGGCGGCAGAACGCGUCUGGGGAGACGAGCAGAAGGACUUUGACUGCAACCACCGGCAACCUGGGUGCACCAACGUCUGCUACGACCACUACUUCCCCAUCUCCCACAUCCGCCUGUGGGCCUUGCAGCUGAUUUUCGUCACCUGCCCUUCAUUGCUGGUCAUCAUGCACGUGGCUUAUCGCGAGGACAGGGAACGCAAGAACCGAGAGAAGAACGGGGAGAACUGUCCCAAACUCUACAGCAACACGGGCAAGAAACACGGCGGCCUUUGGUGGACUUAUCUCCUCACCCUUUUCUUCAAACUGGGCAUCGAGAUCGUCUUCCUCUAUCUCCUGCAUCGGAUAUGGGACAGUUUUGACCUGCCACGCUUGGUCAAGUGUGACUUCCACCCGUGCCCAAACACAGUAGACUGUUACAUCGCUCGGCCGACAGAGAAGAAGAUCUUCACCUACUUCAUGGUUGGUGCCUCUGCCCUUUGCAUCGUCCUCACCGUGUGCGAGAUCUUCUAUCUCAUCUUCAAGCGAGUGGUCCGCUCGAUGCAGAAGCUGAAGAAGAAGAAGCGGUCGCUCACCUACAGCAAGGCCUCCACCUGCCCAUGCCAUUCAAGAUUGGAUCAUGAUGGGAAGUUGAAGAUCUCACCUGUGGAAGCCUUGAGAGCAUCUGCACCCAACCUGACUUUAAUCUGAAAGAAGGGGAGGGAGGGGAACUUCCAAAAUGGUUGGCUUCCAGUUGGAUUCUUUUUUAUGUACGUGGCAUUUUGAAACAUAAGAUGAGGUAGGAUGGCUCAAAACCAAGAUUGGGUUGUGGACAGAAGUGUCCAUGAGGAGAUGGACCACCAUAUUUGAAGGGAAACAUCACUAUGUUGAAGCCUGAAGGCAAAACUAUGGCCUUUCUUAUCUGUUUACAUGUUAUUAUGACUACACUCAGGAUGCAUGGUUCAGACAUUCCGGCACAAGAUGUGGGUUUGCCCAUCACUGGAGAACAUUGCAACCCUUCAAACCUUAACGUUUAUGCCUAUCUCAGAAUAUUUGAUUAAUUUAGGUAACCAGCUGAACGAGUCAUAUCUACACAACAUACUUUAUGGUCAUUAGGAGAUCCAUAGCAGCCAAUGGACUUUAGCUUUUGUUUAUUCAUUCUUCUAAUCAUACAGUUGCUUGCGGAGAGUUGCAGAGUUACUUUGGGACAAGAGGAGUUGUAAUUAAGGACAUUCCUUAUUGACUCAUGAAGUCUUUCCAGACCGAAGUUGUCUUGCAGACCAAGAGUUUCCUCAAAAGGACCAUGUUUCUGUGGUCUCCAAACUAAGCCACUUGGAUCAAAUAGAGACACUGCUCUUUUUUGUCAUCCAGAUGUUUGCAUAAGAAGUUCUCAAUGAAUCUGGACAUGCAGUAUGAACUUCCAUAGCCAUGGGAUGUGUAACCGUGGUUUUACCUACCCACAUCGAACAAAACAACCUCUCACUAGAAAUGUUCUAAAUCCUCCAGAAGAUUCUAUGGCAUGGUUCCGUCAGAAGUUAACAUAGAGUUGCAAUGGAGAACCUUGCAUAUCUAGUUGGGAAUGUUCUAGGUUCUCCAGGGCAACUCUAGGAUAACAUCCAGUAGAAAUCAUUCAUUUCAGUAGGGUCCACCAUGGUUUCCUCUUUCCAUGGUGCUGUAGAUACAAGGGUCAUUCUGAGAUUUGAGAGGAGUCAAGGGUUUCUAUAUGCAAAAUGUCUUGUGGAGGAGGGAUCUAGGAUCAUUUAUAGUUCAUAUCAAGGGGAAGAGCCUUUAUGUCUCUCUCUUGGACCCUACUCUAGAGUAAGUGCCUUUUAUGCUGAAUUGUCUACACACUUUCCAUACACCAGAUGAAAUAUCUCCAAAAGAAGGAUUCUGUUCCACAAAACCAAACUAGAUUAUCCUGCUAUUCUUCUCUGGUACAAGUUUUGAUGUGGUCUUCUCACCCUUCCUGUCACAGAAAAGGCAUUCUAGUGAGGUGGCCUUUGGUUCUUCUGCUGAAUCCUAUCAUGAGAUUUGAAAUGAAUUUGAAAUGUUCCUCAAUAGAGGACUCUAUGAUGGAAUUUCAUAGGAAGACAAGAUCCUAUGAUCUUGGGGCACCAACAUCCUUUGGGAACAACUGGAUUUAUGUGGAUUUCUAAAGAAGGCUCUAGAUCUGCUCCACAGGCAAAACCUUUGCAGGGUCUUGAAGGAAGCAAUGAGAUGCUGAGAAGUUCUCAAAAACUUCUCAAGUCAAUGGCACAUAACUUUAGUAAGAAUUCCAUGAAAAAAACUAGGCCAUCUACAAAUUGUGAGAUUUAUGGUUUUGUAAGGCACCAACACUCUUUUGCAAAGUUAAAGUGCUGUCAAACAGCAUUAUAUCGAGAGUGUAGAUGCCUCCUGAGUCAUACCAAUGAUCUAUCUAGCUCAGUUCUUCCUUGUCCAGCUUUCUCUAGAAACAUAUGUAUGAACUAUUUCCAUCUUCUCUUGCCAACUUGGCCAAGAUGAGUUUGUUACAGUGCCAACAUAGAAGGAGAAUUGGACUGGCAUUAAUAUUGACCAUCGUCUCCAUAGCAGCAUUACAUUGCCAUCCAAACAUUUCCAAUGUAACUUGAUAGCUAGCAAAUGCAACAAACUGCUCAGGGAGUUCUUUCUAGCGUCGUGGUGACCAGUCGGAUUUUUGUAUAGUUAUUAUUUUCAAGAAUAUGGAGACUGGGAUGAAAAGGAAGUUGCUAAAGGAGGAGAUGGGAAAAAACAAAUGAUAUGUCAAUCCACCAAAUAACUACAACUCUGAACAUGCUAGUUAAAUGAGACCUAUCCUCCACCAUAGGCUUUGUAUCCUCUUUUUAUGGGCUGUCAUAUUUUUAUGACUUCAAGGUUUGUUGGUAAACCUGUUGCUAUCUCAAAUAGAGUUAAGCUGCAACUCCCAACAACCUAGUACUGAGGGAUGAUGGGACUUGCAACCCAAUACAGAAAGCAAAAAAGAGCCUCUUUUGGUAAAGUUCAGAAGCAAUUUCCUAGAAGAGAAAAUCCCUGGGUUUUCUGAGACUAUUCUUUUUGAUCUUCCUCUUACAAAAAUAAGCAGAUCCAUUUUGCAAAAUAGUCUUUUGCAUAUUCACAUGGAGAGACCAUGGGUUGCACGAUCUCAACCCUUGUCUCAAAGACUAAAUGUCCUGCCAUUCCACCGUCUCAGUGAUCUUGGAUAAAAGAUCACCUGAAACGCCUUUGUCUAUGAGUUUCUUACUCUUUUUUUGUUUGGAAAGGGUUUAUUGGCAACCAAACACAAAGGACAUGUUGACAAAUGACUACAAAGAAGAGGAAUUGGCUUGAAAGAAGGACGGGAGUUCUCAAUGUAGGGGUAAAAAUAGCAAGCACGAACCUGAAAAGAGGAGUUUGGCAAACAGGUAAUAUAAAAAGCAAUUGGGAAAGGGAUAAAAGCUCAAGGGAAAAAAUAAGCAAGACCAAGCCUUUCCACAAUCAGAGGUCAGGAAUGUUAAGGGCAAUUUUUUUUCAAACUUAGGACUCACUGAGAUAUUUUAUUAAAAAAGGAUGAUGCCUAAUAUCUGGCACAACUUUCAGGUUUCUCUCUUCCCUGAAAACCUUAAUCCUUAAGGAAGUUGGAAAGUAUUUUCCCAGUGGUAGCGUAACUUCUGACAUUUCACAUAUGAAAACGGAAUUUUAUUCCCAAGCAAUAUCAGGAUGUGAUUAAGUUGGAAAAAAAUACACAAGCGAGGAAAGGCUGCAGCAAUUUGCUUUUGCUUGAGCCUACUGGGAAAAUCAAGAGUCAGCCCCUCCUUAAUAAUACAGUAGAGUCUCACUUAUCCAACAUAAAUGGGCCGGCAAAACGUUGGAUAAGUAAAAAUGUUGGAUAAUAAGAAGGGAUUAAGGAAAAGACUAUUAAACAUCAAAUGACAUUGUGAUUUUACAAAUUAAGCACCAAAACAUAAUGUUUUACAAUGAAUCGACAGAAAAAGCAGUUCAAUACACGGUAACAUACUGUAGUAGUAGUAAUAAUAAUAAUAAUAAUAAUAAUAAUAAUAAUAAUAAUAAUAAUAAUAAUAAUAAUUUUAUUCUUAUACCCCGCCCCAUCUCCCUGAAGGGACUCGGGGCGGCUUACAUGGGGCCAAGCUCGAACAGAACCAUAUAAAAACAAAACAAUAAAACCAAUCAAUCAGACAAUAAAAGCAAGUCAUUAAAAAACCACAUACAAGAUAAAGUGUUAAAAUCAUGGAUUACUGUAUUUACGAAUUUAGCACCAAAAUAUCGCAAUGUUUUGAAAACAUUGACCACAAAAACAUUGACCACAAAAACGGCAACUGAGUUGGAUAAUACAGAACGUUGGAUAAGUGGAAGUUGGAUAAGUGAGACUCUACUGUAAUAAUAAUAAUAAUAAUAAUAAUAAUAAUAAUAAUAAUAAUAAUAAUAAUAAUAAUAAUAAUCUGCAAAAGGCCACCCUACUGGGAUCUGUGCCCAUCAUUCGAAAAUACAUCUCACAGUCCUACACACUUGGGAAGUGUUCGACUUGUGAUUUUGUGAAACAAAAUCCAGCAUAUCUAUCUUGUUUGCUGUGUCAUACAGUAAUAAUAAUAAUAAUAAUAAUAAUAAUAAUAAUAAUAACAACAACAACAACAACAACUUUAUUUAUACCCCCUCCACCUUCCGAAGGACUCGGGGCAGCUUAUACUCAGACAAGCCCAAAACAGUAAACAUCAGUAAAAACAGUAACACAAUAAAAUCACAAUAUAAUAAUACAUUUUCCUAUCCUCUUUGCUGCAAACUACUUCUGCAGGUUGAAAUCAGUUUGCAGCAAUUGAAGUAAAAUAAAGACAAAUGGAAAAGUGUGACGGAAGGAGGGAGAUAAUAAACCAGGACAUUUAAGAACUUGAAAAGUGGGACGGCAGAGAAGUAAUCAGGAUUGUUCUUUUUUUUGUGUCAGGAGCAACCGGAGUUGCUUCUGGAGUGAGAGAAUUGGCCAUCUGCAAGGACGUUGCUGGGUGUUUUGCCAAAUAUGGACUGCUGGAAAGUAUGAACAGGGUGAUCUUGCAGCAGCUAGAAUACUUUAUUUCAGGAAAGGGUUGGUACAAGUGAAAUGGAUAAACAAUUAGGAAUGAGAAGGAAAAUAUGAAUAAUGGUGAAUGUAGGUGCAUCAAAGUCCAUCUUCAACAAGGAGGAGAGUUUCCAAGGAAGAAACCAUGGAGUCCAAUAGCGCAAGGCCUCCUUCCUCCGCCUCUGACUUCCUGCCUUGGAGGAAAUUGUGAUUUCACGGCAACCACAGCGCAGAUGGACUUUCAGGGCAUCGGGCCAAGUCCUGCUGUUCCUGGACCAGGUGCCGGCUGCCGUAUCCCUGUGGCAUCGGCCAAUUUGGCCGAAACAUUUGCGAGACUCCUCUGUACUCCUCGCAAGACCUAUCUGCUCCUUAGUUGCUGAACAAAUAUUAUGUUUGCCUAGCGAACCAUGUAAUGCGAAAGGUCAAAUAAAAUGUUACUUUGUUUAUA
Molecule: messenger RNA, 5802 nt
Organism: Anolis carolinensis (green anole)
Lineage: Eukaryota; Metazoa; Chordata; Lepidosauria; Squamata; Anolidae
Gene: gjb3
Product: gap junction protein beta 3
Exons: 2
Coding region: 227-1024 (265 amino acids)
Biological process (GO): cell-cell signaling
Cellular component (GO): connexin complex
Molecular function (GO): gap junction channel activity
Source: RefSeq, a predicted model, not a curated record